Messenger RNA from Scleropages formosus (Asian bonytongue), 1241 nucleotides. RefSeq names its product centrosomal protein 41 (gene cep41). The transcript has 11 exons. The coding region runs from base 5 to 1099 and encodes 364 amino acids. The record is from RefSeq and is a predicted model, not a curated record. Gene Ontology annotation, biological process: cilium assembly. Lineage: Eukaryota; Metazoa; Chordata; Actinopteri; Osteoglossiformes; Osteoglossidae. Gene Ontology annotation, cellular component: ciliary basal body.
AAAGAUGUCGACUAACAGGGGACUGGGCAGUGCAGAGUAUUUGAAAAAGAGAAUUCCCCAGAAUCCCAAGUAUCAGCAUGUAAAGUCAAGGCUGGACACAGGUUGCAGCAGGACAAAGUACUUGGAACGACUGGAGGAAAUAAAGAGGAAUUAUAGAUAUAAGAAAGGUGAACUCUUCCGAAGGCUUAAAGUAUCAACAUUUGCCCAGUUGGUAAUCCAGGUUGCUUCAGUUUCAGAUCUUAACGGUAGCUUGAGUAAUGGAGAAACACAGACUAUAAAUGACGAUGCUGCAUUGUCACCUGAGCUGGCCAGUGACACUGUGAAAGAGGGAAGUGAUGGCUCCUCCCAAAUGCCAGUGCAGCUCGUCAGUAACAACAAUUCUGGGGCCAUCAACUCUACUCCAAGGUCCACCCUUCAAAGUGUUAUUAGCGGUGUUGGGGAGCUGGACCUGGAUAAGAACGAAGAGAACAGCACAAGUGUGACGCCAUUGCCCAGUCCCAGGAGCGGUGACCAACCAUACUCGGACUGUCCCUAUCUGCUACUGGAUGUGCGAGACAGGGACAAAUAUGACCAGUGCCAUAUUAUCAGUGCAUACAGUUACCCGAUUGCAACUCUUUCUCGAACAAUGAACCCAUACACCAAGGAAGUGUUGGACUAUAAAAAUGCUCCAGGCAAGAUUAUUAUUGUGUAUGAUGAAGAUGAGAGAAUCGCCAGCCAGGCAGCGACAACUAUGUGUGAAAGAGGAUUUGAGAACCUGUUCAUGCUAUCAGGAGGAUUGAAGGUUGUUGCUCAAAAGUUUCCGGAAGGCAUGACAACAGGCUCCAUCCCAGCACAAUGCCUUCCUUCACCACCAGGCAGUGGGGGGCGCAAGCGCCCCACUGUUCCUCGGGUGUCCCACCCUGCAGAAAAAAAGUGGCGCUUCACUUCUGAGGACUUGGGCAAGAUCCAGUUCCACCUAGAGGAGAUGGUCAUGUCCACAACUUCCAGUAGCCAGGGAAGCAGAACUCAGUCCAUUGCAUCAAGUGCAAGGAGCUGGCAGACCCCGUCAGUGGCAGGGUCAGACAGUACCAUGUCACAGAGCAGCAGACCAUGGAAAUAGCUAUUCCACAAGGCCCUCCUAUCCUAGCGUCUCAGUUGUUCUGUGCAGGUUUAGCUGAUGGGAUACAUUCUCACCAUCAUGUUUUACAGUAGCAGUUCUGAUUUGUGCUUUGUAGUGAUUUAACUUUUUUUUUUUUCUUUUU